UAACAGCAAAUUUACUAAUACGUUAGCGAGGCAGCGAUGAUUUGAGGUGGGAUAGACGUAGCCUAGCUCAAUAAAUACUCACCCGAGCGGCCAGACAGUUCACUUUCAAACAGGCUGUUGCACCAGCGCUGCUGGCAGAAGACUUUUUCCUGCAAGCGUGCGUAAAAUUCUCAAGUCAGGGAGUAAGCAAGCAAGAGAAAAAAGACAGCGAAAUUACUCUUAAAACUCCUUGAAAUAUGAUCACCUUGUUUUUUCUCGUGAUGUUUGUUCAUCGUGUGCUAUCUUCUUCGACACAGGUGGCGGCCAUUUUCCCUCAGGACCCGUCGCAGCCAAUCGGCUCCAGCCUGACAGCGACCUGCUCCGUCAGCGCCGACCUGGGGGUCCACGCCAGCACGCUGUACUGGACCCUCAAUGGGAAGCGCCUUCCCAGCAGCACCUACAGCGUUCUGGGCCCCACGGCGCUGAGCGUCACCCUGGUCCACCUCAACGGCUCCCGGCAACAGUCCGGGGACAACCUCGUGUGUCACAACAGCGGGGGCCACGUCCUGGCGGGGUCCUGCCUCUACAUUGGCAUGCCUCCUGAGAAGCCGGUGAACCUCACCUGUUGGUCCCGAAACGCCAAAGACCUCACCUGCAGGUGGGCCCCAGGGGGCCAGGGAGAGACCUACAUUAGAACCAAGUACACCUUGAAGUACAAACUCAAGUGGUACGGGAGAGAGAAGGAAUGUGAGGACCAGAGCCUGGGCGAGCCCCACGCCUGCUACAUCCCCCGCGACCUGGCCCUCUUCACGCCCUACGAGAUCUGGGUGGAGGCCGUCAAUCAGCUCGGGUCGGCCACCUCCGAUGUGAUCUCCCUGGACGUGCUGGAUGUGUUGACCACGGACCCCCCCGCCGACGUGCACGUGAAUCGCGUGGGCGACCUGGAGGACCAACUCAGCGUGCGCUGGGGCACGUCGUCCGCGCUCAAAGACGUCCUGUUCCAGACCAAGUACCAGAUUCGCUACCGGCUGGAGGACAGCACGGACUGGAAGGUUGUGGAUGACGUUGGCAACCAGACGUCCUGCAGGCUAGCCGGUCUCAGGUCGGGCACGGUUUACUUCGUCCAGGUGCGCUGCAAUCCGGUGGGAAUCUACGGAUCCAGGAAGGCCGGGAUCUGGAGCGACUGGAGCAACCCCACAGCUGCCUCCACUCCUCACAGUGAGCGGCUCCUGAGCGGGACAUGCGAUCCAAAGUCGAGCGAGCAGAACUCUACGCUGCGGCGGGAGCUGAAGCAGUUCUUCGGCUGGGUGCGCAAACACGCCUACGGCUGCAGCGGCAUGAGCAUCAAGCUGUACGACCAGUGGAGGGUGUGGCUGCAGAAAUCCCACAAAACGCGCAACCAGGUAGAUUCUACAAGGCGAUAAAUCCUAGCAUAUACCCAGCUCCUGUACAGAAAUAAUAUAAAAAGUAUAAAAUGAACACAGAGCGUUUACGGCGGAGGAACGGGGACAGAGUGAAUCGGGGGGAAAACGCUCCAGACUACGGAUCCCGAGGAGUUGCUGGAUCACACACACAGAGACUUCUCCUGCAGGAAACCACGUGGAACAUUCAGAACCUACACGGGGGGGGGACACUGGGGCUUUUCUCUGACACGGACCCAGACCGAGACCUCCCUCUGCACAGAAGCUACCGAUCACCAGAACUACAAAACCCCGCCAAGGAGAAACCCAUCGGGACCGACGGAUCUAUUUCGGAUUUCUUUUUUUGUUAAUGUUUUUAAAUGAGGACGAUGCUCCCGAGGCCAGUUAUUCGGAAUGUGG
Molecule: messenger RNA, 1799 nt
Organism: Conger conger (European conger)
Lineage: Eukaryota; Metazoa; Chordata; Actinopteri; Anguilliformes; Congridae
Gene: crlf1b
Product: cytokine receptor-like factor 1b
Exons: 8
Coding region: 237-1403 (388 amino acids)
Biological process (GO): cytokine-mediated signaling pathway
Cellular component (GO): external side of plasma membrane
Molecular function (GO): protein binding; cytokine receptor activity
Source: RefSeq, a predicted model, not a curated record